CUGAAACUUCUUGUAUGUAAGUCACCUGAGAACCAAAUUUUUCUCGAAUUCAGCUCGAAGUACAUUGGAGGACAUGCAGAUGUGAUUGGAGGAUGCGUAACAACUCGUACACUUGACCAAUGGAAACGCCUUAAACUACAGCAACUUACCACCGGCAGUGCCUUGUCGCCAUUCGAUGCCGCUCUGUUGGCUCGUGGACUGAAGACCUUGCCAUUGCGAGUUGAUAAGAUCUGUUCAAACGCUCACCACAUUGCGCAAUUCCUUGCUAAGCAUCCGAAGGUGCAAUUAAAAUACUUUUAUGAGUUUUGUGACAAUCUCGAUAUCGAUCUUUCGCCUGCUGCUUGUGUGGCGUAUCGAGAUAAAAUCUCAGCCACCAUCGACUUGUCCACGCAAAACGGCAAUUAG
Molecule: messenger RNA, 405 nt
Organism: Haemonchus placei
Lineage: Eukaryota; Metazoa; Nematoda; Chromadorea; Rhabditida; Trichostrongylidae
Source: the annotation of a GenBank genome assembly